AUGACACUCCAAGCAGCCUUCGAGCUCGGCGUGUUUGAGAUCUUGGCCAAGGCCAGGAAUGGGGCCGAGCUCUCUCCGGCAGAGAUAGCGGCUGAGACCACAACAAACCCCGAAGCGGCGACAAUGGUUGAUCGGAUGUUGAGGCUUUUGGCGAGCCACUCGGUUGUGGGAUACUCUUUGGCCUUUGAUGAAGAUGGGAAUGUGCAGAGACUUUAUAGCCUUACGCCGGUUUCCAAGUAUUAUGUUCGUAAUGAAGAUGGUGUCUCGUUCGGUCCACUUUUAUCGUUGCUUCAAGAUAAAAACCUUCUCCAUAGCUGA
Molecule: messenger RNA, 318 nt
Organism: Benincasa hispida (wax gourd)
Lineage: Eukaryota; Viridiplantae; Streptophyta; Magnoliopsida; Cucurbitales; Cucurbitaceae
Source: RefSeq, a predicted model, not a curated record